This is a messenger RNA of Hemicordylus capensis (graceful crag lizard), 2861 nucleotides long. Its product is annotated as ras-related and estrogen-regulated growth inhibitor-like protein. Bases 71 to 766 code for a protein of 231 amino acids. The record is from RefSeq and is a predicted model, not a curated record. Lineage: Eukaryota; Metazoa; Chordata; Lepidosauria; Squamata; Cordylidae. The transcript is spliced from 4 exons. Gene Ontology annotation, molecular function: GTPase activity; GTP binding.
GCAGAGAGAAGCAGCAGAGAAGAGAGACCUUUGCUUCUGGUAGACUAGUUAAAAAAUCCCAGAUCUAUCAAUGGUCCUCCGGAUCCCUCUGCGCAGAAGCGCCAGCUUCACCCCAGACCACCAGUCUGUGGUGGAAGUGCCCACUCCCACACCCCUGAAGAUGGAAGCAAAUGUGGUGGUCCUUGGAGCAGACAGCGUGGGAAAAUCAGCUUUGACCGUGCGCUUUCUCACCAGAAGAUUUAUUGGGGAAUAUGGAGAUCUAGAGUCUAUCUACACUCACACUUUGGCCCUGGAAGGCAGAGAGAUCCUUUUCCACAUCUGGGACUUCCCUUGCUCACAGGAGCGAGCGGAUGAGAGCUCUUCCGAGGACAAGCGCAUCCAGUGGGCCGAUGGCUUCAUCCUGGUCUACAGCAUCUGCGAUCGAGACAGCUUCAACAGCGUCCAGCCCAAAGUCCAGUCUAUUAAGGCCACCAAGGAAGGCCCAAACCAGGAAAAAGUGCCCAUUGUCAUUGUGGGCAACAAACGGGACCUGCACCAUCGGCGAGCGGUCUCCAGCGAGGAGGGCCGUCUCCUGGCGCUCUCCAUGGAGUGCGAGUUCUACGAGGUCUCCGCGGCAGAAGCCUACCACGGAGCCCUCCUGGUCUUCCAUGGCCUGGCAGAACGGAUCUGUGAGGCCAAACUGCCGCUGAAGAAAGGCACCGGCAUCCGCAGCAUUGUCAAGAGUGUGUCCGCUGUUUUCGCCCGCAAGAGAACAGACUCAAUGUGAAUCGGCCUGCGUAUCGCGUCCAGGAGCAUCGUGGCGUCUCGCCAGCCAUCUCCUCCUCCUCCUCCUCCUCCUCCUCCUGACUGUGCAGAGUGGAGCGUGAUAUCUCUCUGAUGUAAAGCGAUAAGCCUUCUCGUUCUGCUAAGCCUAAGGGCGGCCCUCGAAUGAGGUGAGAUGAGGCAGUCACCUCAGGCGGCCGAUUAUUGGGGCAGAAGCAGGGUGGCAAGAUGCCCCCCCCCCCCACUGCUCCUAUUAGAGCAGCUCUUUGGGACAGACCAGUCCCUUGCAUGCUUUGGGAGGAUGGCCUCCCUUUGCAGUCCUUGCAAAGGAAAGAAGAGGCUGAGAGCAACCUUCCCCCUCCUGUCCCCUGUGCCACACUCAUCGCUCACAAGGGUCAGUUUGGAACGGGUGCCGAUCCAGGCACAUAGUUAGGGGAGGGAGGGCUCGUGUUUGCCCCUCAUAAGAACAUAAGUAUAUAAAAUAAGUAAGAACAGCCCUGCUGGAUGAGGCCCAAGGAAGCCCAUCUAGUCCAGCAUCCUGUUUCACACAGUGGCCCACCUGAUGCCUCUGGGGAGCCCACAGGUAAGAGCUGAGGGGCAGGCCCUCUCUCUUGCUGUUGCUCCCCUGCGACUGCAGUCCUCAUGUGCAAAAGCCAUGCCCCCCCCUUGUGUGACAUCACAUGUAGGGUGUGUAGGCAGCCCCCGGAAGGGCCAAUGCGGCCCACUGGAUCUCAUUCCUCAGCCAGAUUCGUUGUUGGCUGGGUGGUCGUCUUUGUUCUCUUGGUGAGAAUGAAGAAAAAAAACCUAGCAAAGAAGCAGGCUGGGAAACGAAGCGGGCCCAGCUCUCCGUGGAGGGAUAAGGGGUGAGCGAGGCAGCUCUGGGCGGCUUGGGUUUUUUGAACCCAUUUGCCCAAUUAUAGUCCCUUGCUUAACUCUGCCCUGAAGACAGGAAACUGAAGGGCUGACCCAACCCUGAAGGCCGUACAGGCAGUGCUUGUACGGCCUUCUGGGUUGGGUCAGCAUGGGGAGGGUGACUACUUUUGAGCACUGUCUGCUCCAGUUGAGUGGGAGAACAUCGGCUUUACAUGCAGAAGGUCUCAGGUUCUAUGCCUGGCAGCAUCUCCAGGUAGGGCUGGGACAGGCUCCUGCCUAAGACUUUGGAGAGCUGCUGCCCGUCAGAGCAGACAGUGCCGUAUUUAACCAAAUAGGAGGUGACUCUGGAUGUAAGAUGAUAAAAGAUAGUGGUUAAGUAAAGGGUAUACCUGCAUUUACUCAAAAACCGCCUUGAGAUGUAUUAUGGAAGGUGGUAUGGAAACUGAACAAUAAUAAAUAAGAGAAAGAGGACUCUGAAUGCAAGACGACCCCUCCAUAUGUAACAGGAAAGAACUGGGGGAGGGGGAGGGACUCAUCUUGGAUUUGGGUAAAUACAGUACUGAGAUCAAUAGACCCAUGGUCUGACUCAGGAUAAGGCAGCUCCCUGCUAGCAGUUUGGGAGAGGCAAAGCAUCUCUCUGCGGAGAGACCAGGAUCUUUGCCAGAUUCUCCUUCGCUCUCCAGUUCGGUCUUGUUGUCUCGCUCACUUCCAGCUUGUUACCCAGCUCUCGGAGCACAAGUAGGUGCCUGGAACUCUGUGUCCUCACCAGCCUUCUCCAUCCGUUCACUGUUACUCAGCGAUGUGCUGCACACGCCUAUGCAAAAGCACACAUGGCUGUUUUCCAGAGCCUGGUGUGGGUGUGGCGGAUCUGAAAUAAUCUGGUCCCGGGUAAAAGCCACAGCUUGUCUCCUGCUGGAAAAUUAUCCUCAGGCCCCGCCGACAGUUGGUGAAGAAUGUAGGGAACUGGUAGGAGCAGACGUGUUAAUUGGGAGGAGACAGCAGGGUUUCCGGCUCUGAGAUGCCAGAUACUUGUGGUUGCAGGGAGCAGCGUUACUCGGCGGGAGGGAAAGGCACUCCAUCUAUGCCCAGUAUACUCCAGUUCAGCUGGUCUGUAGAGAAAAAGAAAAGAGCUGGUCUUGUCCCUUUAGCUAAGCAGGGUCCACCCUGGUUGCAUAUGAAUUGGAGACUAGAAGUGUGAGCACUGUAAGAUAUUCCCCUCGGAGGAU